AUGGUCAAGGGCCCCAUCAUGCUAGAGGCGGGUAUUUUGCCCCCGGUUCAGUCUGCUACGGCCAGCUUCAUGAUCCUCUUCACCGCCUCCUCCACGACGCUGCAGUUCGCUAUCAACGGACAGUUCCCGGGCGAGUUCCAGUUCGACUACAUGGCGUGGUUCGCGUUCGUGGGUUUUGUUGGCGGCUUCUGUGGAUUAAAGUGCGUGGGGUACUUCGUGAAGAAGUACAAGCGCGAGUCAAUCAUGGUGUACAUGCUGGCGGCGACGAUCGGGCUGUCGGCGGUGGCGAUGGGGUUCAUCGGCCUGCAGUCAACGCUGGGUGACCUCGAGAGCGGCGUGCACCUCGGCUUCCACGGCAUUUGCGACAACGAAUAG
Molecule: messenger RNA, 375 nt
Organism: Phytophthora sojae
Lineage: Eukaryota; Oomycota; Peronosporomycetes; Peronosporales; Peronosporaceae
Exons: 1
Coding region: 1-375 (124 amino acids)
Biological process (GO): protein ubiquitination
Cellular component (GO): Cul4A-RING E3 ubiquitin ligase complex
Source: RefSeq, a predicted model, not a curated record